This is a messenger RNA of Quercus robur (English oak), 1176 nucleotides long. RefSeq lists its product as uncharacterized. NCBI's taxonomy places the organism in Eukaryota, Viridiplantae, Streptophyta, Magnoliopsida, Fagales, Fagaceae. Gene Ontology annotation, molecular function: nucleic acid binding; RNA-DNA hybrid ribonuclease activity. The transcript is spliced from 3 exons. Bases 1 to 1176 code for a protein of 391 amino acids. The record is from RefSeq and is a predicted model, not a curated record.
AUGGUAGUGAAGAGUAAAGUGGUGUCCAAGCAUAUGGAAGAUCUCACGAAUAUCUUCGGAAUACUGAGAAAACAUAAGUUACACCUCAAUGCUUCAAAGUGUUCCUUUGGUGUGGGCUCCGGGAGGUUCUUGGGAUACAUGGUGACUCAUAGAGGGAUUGAAGUGAACCCAGAUCAUAUUAAGGCCAUCAACGAUUUACAAGCACCUCAGAAUCCAAAAGAAGUGCAGAAACUGACUGGAAUGACAGCUGCUUUGAACCGAUUUAUCUCUAGAUCAGCCGAGAGGUGUCGUCCCCUUUUCCGUCUACUGCAUAAGUGGCAAGGAUUUGAAUGGACCAAGGAGUGUGCUGUGGCGUUCCAACAGUUGAAGGAGUACCUGUCCAGGCCACCUAUCAUGUCCAGUCCUGAGGUGGAUGAGGUAUUGUUUGCUUAUCUGGCAGUUGCUCCCCAUGCAGUUAGUUUUGUCUUAAUACGAGAGGAUAGUGGCAUCCAAAGAUCGGUUUACUACUUAAGCAAGUCCCUUCAUGAGGCCGAGUUACCUUUUAAGUCCAUACUAAGAAGUGCAGACUACACUAGAAGAAUUGCUAAGUGGGGUACAAUUCUAGGUGCUUUCGAUAUCAAAUAUAUGCCUCGCACCUCUAUGGAAGGCCAGGUCCUUGCCGAUCUGGUAGCUGAGUUCGCCGAGUGCCCAGAAGAAGUUAAUAUGAAGCAAGACAACAUGGAUGAAAAGUCGGUUGGUCUAAUAUCCACACAAGGCGGAUCCUCCUGGAGGAAAAUGGGCGGGAAGAUAGCAGAAUUAUUCUCGGAUUCAAGAUUGGUAGUCAGCCAAGUGAAAGGAGAGCUGGAGGCCCGAGAUCCAAGAAUGCAAGGGUAUUUGAGCCAAGUUAGGCGUAUGCAAACGAAGUUUGAGUCUUUCGACUUGGCGCAUAUUCCCCGAGGUGAAAAUACUCACGUCGAUUCCUUAGCGACCCUUGCCACUUCCUCGGUACGAAAUUUUCCUCGGCUGAUUAUCGUUGAAGAUUUGCAUACCCCCACCUCACCAGAAAAUGGCGUUUGCCAGGUUUAUCAAGCCAAUCUAGCGCCGAGCUGGAUGGAUCCCAUAUUGAAAUUCCUUGAAAGUGACAUCUUGCCCGAAGAGAAAGUACAAGUUGAGAAAAUACGGAGGAAAGCUCCUUGA